Molecule: messenger RNA, 2230 nt
Organism: Amaranthus tricolor (Joseph's coat)
Lineage: Eukaryota; Viridiplantae; Streptophyta; Magnoliopsida; Caryophyllales; Amaranthaceae
Product: integrin-linked protein kinase 1-like
Exons: 13
Coding region: 492-1910 (472 amino acids)
Biological process (GO): protein phosphorylation
Molecular function (GO): ATP binding; protein binding; protein kinase activity
Source: RefSeq, a predicted model, not a curated record
AAAGGAGGAGAGCAUAGACAAAACCAACAUAGCAAAACAAGUAACAGUUUUUUAGGAGGAGCAAAAUGGAAACAAUUCCUCUCCUGUCAUUUAAAUUCUUUUGGCUUUUUCCCUUCCCUCUAUUGCUUCUAUUUUCCGCCAUUUUCAGACCUCUUUCUUUCUUCCUUCCUUCCUUCUUCUUGACCCUUAUCUCUCUCUCUCUCUCUCUCUCUCUCUCUCCUCUUCCCGCGUUUCUUUCGGAUUACUCUUCUUAAAUUUCUCUUUCUCUUUCCAAAAGUUACGGUUCUCGUUUUCUUUUCUCUGCUCUUCUUCCUUCAAACAUUUCUCUGCUCGCUUUCGUUAGCUCUUGCUUUUCGCUAUAGCUCUCGGUCGAGCUUUUUGAUUCAGUAUUUUCUUUCCGUUGUAAAUCAAUCCCUUAAUAUUCACUCAAAAUGUUUAUUUAGAAGAAAUUAGGUUUGAAAUCGGUUAAAACAAGAGAGAAAUUCUCCAAAAUGGAGAUGGCGGCACAAAUAAAACGUGGAAUAUCGAGACAAUUUUCGAUAGGAUCAAUUAGAAAAACAGGUACGUUCAGCUUCAAGAGGCAAUCGUCAAUGGAUAAUCAUAGACACACGAGAAGAUUCAGUUUCGGACGACAAUCGUCACUUGAUCCGAUUCGACGAAGCACGUUGAUGGAGGAGCAGUUGACGGUACCGGAGAAUCUGGACUCAACGAUGCAAUUAUUGUUCAUGGCCUGUACAGGGGAUGCGAAAGGAAUUGAAGCUUUGUUGAAUGAAGGAAUUGAUGUUAAUAGCAUUGAUUUAGAUGGAAGAACUGCUUUGCAUAUUGCCGCUUGUGAAGGGAAUGUUGAGGUGGUUAAAUUGUUAUUGAGCCGUAAAGCUAAUAUCGAUGCGCGUGAUCGUUGGGGUAGCACGGCAGCAGCAGAUGCCAAGUACUAUGAAAAUAUGGAAGUUUACAAUAUUUUGAAAGCUCGGGGAGCAAAAGUUCCAAAAACUAGGAAAACUCCAAUGGCAGUUGCAAAUCCCAAAGAAGUUCCAGAAUAUGAACUUAAUCCAUUUGAGCUUCAAGUUCGUAAAUCUGAUGGUAUUACAAAGGGAGUAUAUCAAGUUGCUAAAUGGAAUGGCACCAGGGUUUCUGUAAAAAUACUCGACAAGGAGAGCUAUUCUGAUCCAGAAUGCAUUAAUGCUUUCAAAUAUGAGUUGACAUUGUUGGAGAAGGUGCGCCAUCCUAAUAUUAUUCAGUUCGUUGGAGCUGUUACCCAAAAUAUUCCAAUGAUGAUUGUAGUAGAAUACCAUCAAAAGGGUGAUCUAGCAGGCUAUCUUCAAAAGAAAGGACGAUUAAAACCAUCAAAAUCCUUAAAAUUUGCACUUGACAUGGCAAGGGGCAUCAAUUACCUUCAUGAGUGCAAACCUGAUCCAGUUAUCCAUUGCAAUUUGAUGCCCAAAUAUAUUUUGCUCGAUGGUGGAGGACAACUGAAAGUAGCCGGAUUUGGUUUGUUACGAUUGUCAAAGAUAUCAGCUGAUAAAUUCAAAUUGGCAGAUCCGGGAGCUGGCAAUCGUAACGCAAGUGUAUACACAGCACCCGAGCUCUACAAUGAAGAAAUAUUCGACAAAAAUGUGGAUGCAUUCUCCUUCGCUGUCAUUCUUUAUGAGAUGAUUGAAGGUGUAUAUCCGUUUCACCCAAAGCCAGCAGAAGAAGCCAUUAAGAUCAUGUGUGUAGAGCGUAAAAGACCUGCAUUCAAGAAGUUGAAAAAUUAUCCAUCAGAGUUAAAAGAGUUGAUUGAACUAUGUUGGAGUGGAGAACCUUCUCUUAGACCAAGCUUUGCUGAAAUCAUUUUACGGUUGGACACUGUGGUUGCCCAUGGUUGGAAACAUGGAUGGUGGAAAGAUACUUUCAAGCUUCCUUGGUUGUAGUCAAACUACAAAGGCACACAAAAUGUGAUAUGGAAAUAGAAGGACGAUGUUUUGUGGAAGAUCCAAAUAAUUCAACAAGAACACGUGUGGGAGUUUCGCAUUGUACUAGCCAUGAUAAGUUUUGAUUGAGACUUGUAACUAUACAAAGAGAAUUGAUAUGUGUCCAUAUAACUUUUGCUUCUAUGUUAUGCUUUUCUGUUUUCCAAAAGGGCUGGAACAACUUCUUUCCAUGUAUAGUAUGUGCAAGGAUAGAUAUAUCCAUUGUUUGUGGCUCAAUAAAAAUCGAUGCGGUGUUCCUUAGAAGCAUCCCAUACAUUAUG